UUAUAUAAAUGACUGACAAGUGAUAUAAUCGAUGAUUAGGUGGAGUUUUGCCAACAGUUCUCCAAGAAGUCAAAGUGCCGAUUGUGAGUAACGACAAGUGCAAGAAUAUGUUCCUAACUGCGGGUCGACACGAAUAUAUUCCCGAAAUAUUUAUGUGCGCCGGUUAUGACGAGGGUGGCCGCGACUCAUGUCAGGGAGACAGUGGUGGCCCACUUCAGGUACAGGGCGAGGACGGCAAGUGGUUUUUGGCUGGAAUUAUAUCUUGGGGAAUCGGAUGCGGAGAGCCCUCACUCCCA
Messenger RNA from Oppiella nova, 296 nucleotides. NCBI's taxonomy places the organism in Eukaryota, Metazoa, Arthropoda, Arachnida, Sarcoptiformes, Oppiidae. The record is from the annotation of a GenBank genome assembly.